Molecule: messenger RNA, 1953 nt
Organism: Funneliformis geosporum
Lineage: Eukaryota; Fungi; Glomeromycota; Glomeromycetes; Glomerales; Glomeraceae
Source: the annotation of a GenBank genome assembly
AUGUUCAGACAUUCAAAGUCAUUAAUCCGUUCAAAAGCAGGUAAGUCGAAAGGAACAAUUAUUGAUAUUCCUGGAAAACAAAUAGGACCGAAUCCAAUUAUCAUACCACAGUCUUCGAAUUCACAGGAGACAAAUAAUAGUAAUAAAGAUGUAAGUGGAGGAGAAAAUGAAAAGAGACAAUCAAUUCCUAUCAGUCAAAGAUCGUCACGAAUUCAAGAAAAUAAUGAUUCAACUAUCUCUGUUAUGGAAACUCGGCCACUCGAUAUAAAUGAUAACACAAUACCUUCUACUCAAUAUGAAGCGAAUCCAGAUGUUAUUGUAAUAAACGAGGAAGGGAGCACAAUUGAUGUGGUCAGUCAAGCACCGCAAGAUAUUUUGAUGGAAGCUUCUCAAUUUAUGUCACAAGCAACAACACGUUCUAGCGUGGAACAAUCUAAAUCUUCCGAAGACUUAACGCAAAGACGAUCUCUUCAAAAAUUUCCUACAAGCCCAAAAGUUAUCCUUUCAUUUACCAACGAUUCGGUGGUUAAAUCAUCCUGUUCCUCAAAUUCCAUCACUUCUCACAAAAGUGUUGUUGAAUCACGAGUCGUUCGACAAGAUAGUGAAGAUGCAACAACGUCCCAAAAUACGAUUGUAGAAGAAUCGGAUGUUGCAACUGAAGAUUCAUCAGUCCGAUUAAGGCAACGUAAAACACCCAAUUCUCGUAGUAAGAAACGAACAAGAUCAAAUAAUGAUGAUGAGCAAUCCGAAGAUUCUUCAUUAGCAACAUCAUCAUCAUCGAAACAAUCAAAACGUCGUAAACGUUCUAGUUCUGUUACAUCUAUAACAUCUUCAACUAAUACUGAUGGUUCUACAAAAAGUAAUUCUACAACUACCGGCAAAAAACGACGAGGCAAACCACGUAAACCACGUUCUACUACUCGUAAGCAGCAAACCAAUAAAAGUAAGGUGAAACCUUGGGAAGAUGCUCCUGAAGAUGAAAAUCCUAUUGAUGAUUCUAUAGUUACAAUGGCUGAAUUAUGUAAAGAUCUAAAAAGAGGUCGUAAAUCUAAUACUUAUAAAGAAUUAGAAUAUGCUAAAUAUCAAAAAUCGCAACAAAAGCGUAGGCAACGGACGGUUGCUAAUAAUACUGGAGAGGAUGAUCAAUUGAAUGUAGAAGAAAGUGAAACUUUGAUUUCUCAACAUUUGGAAGAUGAAGAAGGAAAUUGGAUUCAAUAUGAAAAUUACGACGAAAAUGAGGAAUAUCAGCAAGAAAACAUUGAAGAAAAUAUACAAGACGAAAAUUCUAAUGUUCAAAACGAUAAACCAACUCUUAUGAAACGUCGCGUGUUUUCAACGCGUGGUAGUAGAUUUGUAAAUGCGGAUGGACAAUAUACAGUUCGUCAAGAACUAGAUUCGCGGUCACAUAUUUACGAAAAUGACGAAGGAAUGGAAGUUAUAGAGGAAGAUAAAUUUUCUCAUAUUGUAAAUUCAUUUACUUACUCUAAAAAACCAAGAAAAAAUGAAAGAUGGACAAUCGAAGAUACUGAAUUAUUUUUUAAGGCAUUGUCACGUUGGGGAACUGAUUUUGAGAUCAUAUCGAGAAAAAUAUUUAAUAAUAGAAAAUCUCGUGAUCAAGUUAAAAACAAAUAUAAAAGAGAACGUAAAUUUAAUUCAUUACGUGUUUAUAAAGCAUUGGAUACGCGUAUCCCUAUAGAGCCAGAAGAACUGGAAAUUAUUUCCCGAUAUACUGAAGAACUUGCUACGCCGCAAGCAGUCAACAAUACUCAAGAUGCAAAUGCAGAAGCUACUAGUUCAGAAGUACAUCAAGAUAAUAUAAUAGACGUUGAUGGAGAAGGCUCAGCUUUUGGUGUUGAAUUGGAUGAAGAUCAUCAAGGAGAGAUGGGUUCUGUAUUUUCUUUUGAUGGUUAUCCCGAUGCAGAUGAUACUCUACCAAUGGAAAUGGAUUAUUAA